GAUUUUUUUUUUCUCUUUUUUUUCAGCAGUUUGUCCUGUAGGGAUGAAUCAAUGAAAAGUGAUGGCAUCUGUGAAUCAGAGCCAAAGGGUGAUGGCAUCUAUUUCAGAGCAGCUUCUGGCUGCGGUGGAUGAUCUAGGCACAGAUCAACUGAAGAGGUUUAAAUGGCGCUUAAAGAAUCAUUACAGUUUUUCAGCCACUGAUCUGGAGAAGGCAGAUGCACCUGACACAGUGGAUCUGAUGACAAAGCGUUUUGGACCAGAAGAAGCUGUGAAGAUCUCGGUGGACAUCCUGAGGAAGAUGAACCAGAACCAUGUGGCUGAAGAGUUAGAGAAGAAUCUCAAGCAAGCUCAGGCUGAUAUCAGUAUUGAGGAUCCUGCCCCUGUUGGAGCCAAAUUAAAACCGAUCAAAGUCACAUUCAUCAGCAUUGUUCCCAGGACCAGGAACGACUUCCUACAAUAUUCCCAUCAUCUCACUCUGGAUCUGAACACCGUGAAUAAAAACCUUCGUCUGUCUGAGAGCAACAGAGUGAUUACUCAUACUUGCACAGUCCAGCUGUAUCCUGAGCAUCCAGACAGAUUUGAGAUUUUGUGCCAGGUGUUGUGCAGAGAGAGUAUGUGUGGACGCAGUUACUGGGAGCUGCAGUGGAGUGGAUUUAGUGUAUUUAUAUCAGUGUCAUAUAAGAGCAUCGAAAGGGAGCGAUCGGGUGAUGAGUGUUUGUUUGGACGUAAUGAUCAGUCGUGGAGUUUGUCAUGUUUUCCCUCUAAAUACUCAUUCUGUCACAAUAAGAUAGAAACUGGUCUCCCUGUGAGACCCAUCAGCAGUAGAAUAGGAGUUUAUGUGGAUCACAGUGCAGGAAUACUGUCAUACUACAGCAUCUCGGACACAAUGAGCCUCAUCCACACAGUCCAGACCACAUUCACUCAGCCGCUCUAUCCUGGGAUUUAUGUUUGUCCUGGAUCGUCAGUGAAACUGUGUUGAUGAAUCAGAAUAGAUGGACGAGAUUCUACCCAUAAUCCAUUGAGCUGCUUGAUAAGUCAGUUACAGUGAGAUGUUGUUAGGUCUCUUCUAAACAUUAAUACUGCAGCUGAACUUCUGUCAGUGAAAAAACAUUUUAACACAGAAUUAAAGUGUGUAAUAAAUCCUCAUAUAGACA
Molecule: messenger RNA, 1154 nt
Organism: Carassius auratus (goldfish)
Lineage: Eukaryota; Metazoa; Chordata; Actinopteri; Cypriniformes; Cyprinidae
Product: tripartite motif-containing protein 16-like
Exons: 4
Coding region: 62-979 (305 amino acids)
Molecular function (GO): protein binding
Source: RefSeq, a predicted model, not a curated record